Messenger RNA from Fusarium falciforme, 1482 nucleotides. Its product is annotated as C2H2-type domain-containing protein. The transcript has 3 exons. NCBI's taxonomy places the organism in Eukaryota, Fungi, Ascomycota, Sordariomycetes, Hypocreales, Nectriaceae. The coding region runs from base 1 to 1482 and encodes 493 amino acids. The record is from RefSeq and is a predicted model, not a curated record.
AUGGACUCCCAGAAAUCUCCGUCCGAAAGAGCUCCGGCUCAUGCCGGCCAGUCGUCUGCUGACGAAGACUGGAUGUCAUGGCUUCCCGAGCACGAGGUGGGGUACCUCGGGACUACGAGUGGUCUCGAUGAGGCCCAGGAUAAUGCAGCCAUCAUUGGGAACACAUCUAUUCAUGGCGUUGUCAACACUCGGUCUCACAGCGACACGUCCAUUGGCGCCGUUGACGACAUAUCCAACUUGUAUCCCGACCCUCUACAGCUAGCAACCGACCCAUGGCAAAGGGUAUUCCAAACUGACGAUCCGGAUUCAAGAGCUCUGUCAUGCUCAUCUGACCACAUCAUCUCCCACGACUUAUCAUAUCGACCCGAACUACCCGCCAGCUUGCCUUAUACUGACGAUGUGGCGAGCACAUCGCAGACACCCUUCAGUGCAGAAGCCGGAGCCCGCUCCGACUCCUCAGUUGGGUCUUGGGAUUCCUUUACUUCAUCACCCUCGGCUUCGCGGAGAAGGCGUAGGAGAAGGCAACCUGCAAGGUCAAAAAAGGUUAGAGAAGUAGAAACGGAGCCCAGAAGGUACCAAUGUACGUUUUGUACAGAUACCUUCAAGACGAAACAUGACUGGCAACGACACGAAACAACUAUGCAUUUGAGUCUGGAACAGUGGCAAUGUUCCAAGUUUGGCCCGGUACUGCAGGAGCCAGAUGGACGCGUGUACUGCGUCUUUUGCCGCCAACCCGACCCUUUACCCGAGCACCACCAAGUACACAACUAUGCCGCCUGCAUAGCGCAACCAGAAGAAGCCCGCCAGUUUCAUCGCAAAGAUCAUCUUGGACAGCACCUCCGUCUCUUCCAUCGUGGAUGCAACUUCAACGACUUGAUGAAAAACUGGCUUUCGUCCAUUGACGAUGUCAAGUCUCGAUGCGGCUUCUGCGAUGCGCGCAUGGGUACUUGGGCUGAGAGGCAGAAACACUUGGCGGUGCAUUUUCGUACUGGCUCAGACAUGAGGGAGUGGAAGGGUGACAGAGGUUUUGAGCAAAAGAUUGAUGACCUUGUUGAGAAUGACAUGCCAGUGUUCCUCAUUGGCACGCAACGACACACGAUGGAGCCUUUCUCAGCCUCAAGGGCAGAUCACCGCAUGGAUUCGUCUGAGAAUGUCUUUGGGCCGCUGAGCAGCGACGAGGUCAGUCCUGGGGUGGCUGACUCAACACCGCCAAACAGGGAUGAAACCUCGGCACAUUCAUACAGGCAGAUAGAACGGCUCCUGUUGAAGUUUGUGUCAGACGAGAUUGCGCAAGGACGUGUUCCUUCAGAUCGCCAACUACAGAGGAAGAUGAGCGAAAUGAUGUAUGGGCCGGAUAAUGCAUGGGAUCAGACUUGGGCAGACAAUCCACAAUGGCUAGACAUGUUUAGGAGGAAGGCUGGUCUGAUCAGUUUGCCACUCAGUGGUGGCAAAAAUGCUUUUGUUGGCUUCGACGAGGUUUGA